CCAGCUAAGACAUAUCCCAUGUAACAGCUGAUAAGCAAAAUCAGUGGAAGGAUUCCACGAAAAUAUAAAACACAUAGAGCAUGGUAUGAAGCUGCAAGAUACCUCCAAGACUGCAGAAUGCAAAACUGAUGAUUCAAAGGUGGAAAAGAAGAUUGUACACCAUUUGUUGUACCCAGACUCAGCUUUGUUCAAACGCUGGGGUGCAGAUUUAAGUGAAGAGGAGCAAACUGCUGCACAGAAUCUGUUCUUAAAUUAUGGGUAUAAUGUUUAUCUCAGUGAUCAUCUGCCUCUGGAUCGACCAAUCAAAGACACCAGAUCUCCCAGCUGCAAAAUGAAAACAUAUCCAAAAGACCUUCCAACACUCAGUGUUGUACUUAUAUUUAUGAAUGAAGCACUGUCAAUCAUCUUACGUGCAAUAACUAGUAUAAUAAACCGAACACCUGCUCAUUUACUGAAAGAAAUCAUCCUGGUUGAUGAUUACAGUUCAAAUGAUGAUCUGAAAGGACCUUUGGAAACACACAUGAAAAAUUUUAAUGCAAAGCAUCCUGCACUGCUGAAGAUCGUCAGACAUCAGAAAAGACAAGGCUUAACACAAGCCCGGAUUUCUGGCUGGGAGGCAUCAACUGCAGAUGUUGUUGCAAUUUUGGAUGCCCAUAUUGAAGUGAACACAGCAUGGGCUGAACCUAUUUUGUCUCGAAUAAAAGAGGACCGCACAGUUAUAAUAUCGCCAGUAUUUGACAACAUUCGUUUUGAUGACUUUGAACUUCUUCAGUAUUCAGUGGCUGCAGAUGGAUUUGACUGGGCGCUCUGGUGCCUCUAUGAACCUUUACCAGCUGAAUGGUAUGCUCUUAAAGAUGAAACAGCUCCUGUCAAGAGCCCAUCUAUAAUGGGGAUUCUUGCUGCAGAUAGGAAAUUUCUGGGUGAGAUUGGUGUAUUGGAUGGUGGAAUGCACAUAUAUGGAGGAGAAAAUGUGGAACUUGGCCUAAGAGCCUGGCAGUGUGGUGGUAAAGUAGAAGUGCUGCCCUGUUCAAGAAUUGCUCAUUUGGAAAGAGCUCACAAGCCUUACUUACUGGACUUGAGCAUUGCGGUAAAACGCAAUGCCUUGCGGGUAGCUGAAGUGUGGAUGGAUGAGUACAAGUACAUGGUCUACUUUGCAUGGAACCUUCCCAUUGAGAAUCCUGGAGUAGACUUUGGAGAUGUUUCUUCCAGAAAAGAGCUAAGAAAAAAACUGAACUGUAAGGGCUUUGACUGGUACAUAAAAAACAUUUAUCCUAAUUUAAUAUAUCUUCCCAACAUUGUUGGCUAUGGAACAAUGAAAAACACACUGAAAGAAGACAUCUGUAUUGAUCAAGGCCCUGUCCCUGGAAACACACCAAUUAUGUAUCCCUGUCAUGCAUACUCACCACAGCACAUCUUUUAUCAUAGCACUGGAGAAAUGUAUGUAGGAGGAUUACGUGCCCGACAUAAUACAGUUGAUAGAUGCCUAACAGACCCUGGGAAUGGGGACCUGCCAGUUUUAGAGCAAUGUGAUACAGCUCUGAAUAAAGGCCUGAACUUGUACUGGGAUUUUAAGCAGGGGUCAGCUGUAAUCAACAGGAGAACUAAAAGAUGCCUCGAAAUCACAUCAGACAAUGCAGCUUCAUACAGACUUGUAGUGCAGAACUGCACAGGACAAAGGUGGAAUAUCCAACACACCGUUAAGGACUGGGGAAAGACAAAGGACCUGGAACAGAAGACACAGCACUGAAACCAUUGACUAGAUGUUUUUGCUUGAAAAUUGCUACGUACACACUGUGGCACUGAAAGCAAUGAUUUCAAGAAUUUGUUUACACAGGACUUUAAAAUGCAGUAGUUACUAAAGGAGCUAUGAGCUCAUGCAAAGGUAGACGUUCAUUUCAUCACAUUCUUGGGGCAUCACCCCCCUGAGUUUCCUCAGUUAGGAGAAAGAUUAUCUUUACUCCUUUUUGUUAAAUCUAAGAGUAUUGCAACCCACUGGAGUUCCUUACGUUGCACAUUGGAAGUGCCUGUCUUUGCUCAUUAAUGAAAGACCAGUGCAAGGUCUCUCACAUUGGCAUGUUGGUUAGACACGAAAAUUCAGAAGAAACAAAACUGGAUCUGACUUGCUCUUGUAUACAGAUCUUAUCUCAAGCUUAACUGGACCAUUUUUCUGGUCUUGUGUCGUACAGAAAAAUCAAAAUUUCUUGUCAAGACGUGCUAAUGCUAGUGGAUGAAAUUAAGUACAACAACAUCCUUGUCCUUCUGUUCCUGUAAUUUGCCUAGACAAUUCAGUUUCUCUGUGAAGUUUAUUAGACUGAGCAGUGUGAAACACUAAGGCUUUUUUAUGUUUACCUGUAUGACAUUGACUUGUGCUAGCCAGCUAAAGGCAUGGCUGAAGUCCCCUUGCAAACAAGAGGAUUCAGCUCAGUGUUUUCUACAAACUAACACAAGGCUGAUGUAACAGCAUAUGUCUAUGGAAGAAACUGAGUAAAAUGUGGCAUGAGUUGCUAAUGGAAGGCAACUUGCAGUUAGACAUGAUAUGAGCUCUUGUAGAAGUAGGGUUAGGCAGAACUGGCUGUCCUACUUCUUCAAGUAGCCACUGAUAUGACCUAUGCUUAUUUGUUAAAGGGAACUCCUGUAAAAUAAACUCUUGUAAACUGUACAGAGAUAGAGCUUCAAGUGAAUGUGUUACCAAAAGCGUGCCAAGCAUUUUAUCUGAAUAGCAAGUGUAUUCAAGGUUUGUUUGAGUAUUUGUUUGAAUGUCACCCAAUAUGAUUUGUUGGGGUUUUCUUUCCUUUUAUUUUUCUUUCUUUUUCUUUCUUUUUCUUUCUUUUUCUUUCUUUUUCUUUCUUUUUCUUUCUUUUUCUUUCUUUUUCUUUCUUU
Messenger RNA from Apus apus (common swift), 2880 nucleotides. It is a transcript of the gene GALNT8, whose product is annotated as polypeptide N-acetylgalactosaminyltransferase 8. The record is from RefSeq and is a predicted model, not a curated record. Gene Ontology annotation, cellular component: Golgi apparatus. The transcript is spliced from 11 exons. Lineage: Eukaryota; Metazoa; Chordata; Aves; Apodiformes; Apodidae. The coding region runs from base 86 to 1747 and encodes 553 amino acids.